CCCGGGCUCACUUUGCAACGCUGACAGCGGUGGCCGUGGAGGUGGGAACAGCGGCGGCAUCUUUCCCCCCUGGUCGCGGCCCGAGACUGGACGCCAGCGGAACCCCUCGGCGGCGCCCUCUCAUGCGCCGGGAUCUCAGCAUCCCCUGCCAGCCGCUCGCCGUCUCUGGGAGCCUCUGGACUUGUAUACCGCAGCCUUCCGGGACAGCCGCCGGGACUCCCGACCAAGUGCGGAUUUCGGGGCAGCUCUCUAGAAACUCGCUCUAAAGACGGAACCGCCACAGCACUCAAAGUCCCCUGCGGAAGAGCGCAGCCCGGCAAGCCCCCGCCCUGAGACUGGACCCUCAGCGGAGCCGGGAAGCACCGCCGCCGCCUCUCCUUGCCGGACGUCUCCGCCUCCUUCACUCUCAGCCUCCGCUGGAGAGACCCACAGCCCCACCAUUCAGCGCGCAAGAUACCCUCCAGAUAUGCCCUGCGUGCAAGCCCAGUAUAGUCCAUCGCCUCCAGGUUCCAGUUAUGCAGCGCAGACCUACAGCUCGGAGUACGCCGCGGAGAUCAUGAACCCCGACUACGCCAAGCUGACCAUGGACCUCGGCGGCACCGAGAUCACGGCCACAGCCACCACAUCCCUGCCCAGCUUCAGUACCUUCGUGGAGGGCUACUCGAGCAACUAUGAAUUCAAGUCCUCCUGCCAGUACCAAAUGCAGCCCCCUGGGCCGAGACCUUUGAUCAAGGUGGAGGAGGGCCACGCACACGGCUACCACCACCACCCCCACCACCAUCCCCACCACCAUCAUCAGCAACCGCCGCCGCAGCAGCAGCCAUCCAUUCCACCGCCCUCCGGACCGGAGGACGAGGUGCUGCCCAGCACUUCCAUGUACUUCAAGCAAUCCCCGCCGUCCACCCCCACCACGCCGGGCUUCCCCCCGCAGGCCGGGGCGCUGUGGGACGACGCGCUGCCCUCGGCGCCGGGCUGCAUCGCCCCGGGCCCGCUGCUCGACCCGCCGAUGAAGGCGGUGCCCACGGUGGCCGGCGCACGCUUCCCGCUCUUCCACUUCAAGCCCUCGCCGCCUCACCCGCCUGCGCCCAGCCCGGCCGGCGGCCACCACCUCGGCUACGACCCAACGACCGCCGCCGCGCUCAGCCUGCCACUGGGAGCCGCCGCAGCAGGCAGCCAGGCCGCCGCGCUCGAGGGCCACCCAUACGGGCUGCCGCUGCCCAAGAGGGCUGCCACGCUGGCCUUCUCGCCGCUUGGCCUCACAGCCUCCCCCACCGCAUCCAGCUUGCUGGGCGAGAGUCCCAGCCUGCCGUCGCCGCCCAUUAGGACCUCGUCGUCCGGCGAGGGCACGUGCGCCGUGUGCGGGGACAACGCCGCCUGCCAGCACUAUGGCGUUCGCACCUGCGAGGGCUGCAAGGGCUUCUUCAAGAGAACGGUGCAGAAAAAUGCAAAAUAUGUUUGCCUGGCCAAUAAAAACUGCCCCGUAGACAAGAGACGUCGAAACCGAUGUCAGUACUGUCGAUUUCAGAAGUGUCUCAGUGUCGGAAUGGUUAAAGAAGUUGUCCGUACAGAUAGUCUGAAAGGGAGGAGAGGUCGGCUGCCUUCAAAACCAAAGAGCCCAUUACAGCAGGAACCUUCUCAGCCCUCUCCACCUUCUCCGCCACUCUGUAUGAUGAAUGCCCUUGUCCGAGCUUUAACAGACUCAACGCCCAGAGAUCUUGAUUAUUCCAGAUACUGUCCCACUGACCAGGCCGCUGCGGGCACAGAUGCUGAGCAUGUACAACAGUUCUACAACCUUCUGACAGCCUCCAUUGACGUAUCCAGAAGCUGGGCAGAAAAGAUCCCCGGAUUUACUGAUCUCCCCAAAGAAGAUCAGGCAUUACUUAUAGAAUCAGCCUUUUUGGAGCUGUUUGUUCUCAGACUUUCCAUCAGGUCAAACACUGCUGAAGAUAAGUUUGUGUUCUGCAAUGGACUUGUUCUGCACCGACUUCAGUGCCUUCGUGGAUUUGGGGAGUGGCUCGACUCCAUUAAAGACUUUUCCUUAAGUUUGCAGAGCCUGAACCUUGAUAUCCAAGCCUUAGCAUGCCUGUCAGCACUGAGCAUGAUCACACAACGACAUGGGUUAAAAGAACCAAAGAGAGUGGAGGAGCUAUGCAACAAGAUCACAAGCAGCUUAAAAGACCACCAGAGCAAGGGACAGGCUUUGGAGCCCACUGAGCCCAAGGUCCGGGGUGCCCUGGAAGAACUGCGGAAGAUCUGCACCCUGGGCCUCCAGCGUAUCUUCUACCUGAAGCUGGAGGACCUGGUGUCUCCCCCUUCCAUCAUCGACAAGCUCUUCCUGGACACCCUGCCUUUCUGA
Pteronotus mesoamericanus is the source of this 2356-nucleotide messenger RNA. RefSeq names its product nuclear receptor subfamily 4 group A member 3 (gene NR4A3). Gene Ontology annotation, biological process: regulation of transcription by RNA polymerase II; cellular response to corticotropin-releasing hormone stimulus. The transcript is spliced from 8 exons. The record is from RefSeq and is a predicted model, not a curated record. Gene Ontology annotation, molecular function: RNA polymerase II cis-regulatory region sequence-specific DNA binding; zinc ion binding; nuclear receptor activity. Lineage: Eukaryota; Metazoa; Chordata; Mammalia; Chiroptera; Mormoopidae. Gene Ontology annotation, cellular component: transcription regulator complex; nucleus. The coding region runs from base 467 to 2356 and encodes 629 amino acids.